Molecule: messenger RNA, 1081 nt
Organism: Andrographis paniculata
Lineage: Eukaryota; Viridiplantae; Streptophyta; Magnoliopsida; Lamiales; Acanthaceae
Exons: 4
Coding region: 200-679 (159 amino acids)
Source: RefSeq, a predicted model, not a curated record
UCCCAUCUCUCGCUAUGCCUAUGUAUCGUCAUCCAUUCCCACUUUUCCGUUUCUUCUCUCUUUUCCCGAAACCUCUUCAGACUCUCUCAUCUGCUGCUCCUUCGGAUUUCCUCGCCUGGAAGAAGAGGAGAGGAUCAACCUUCCGCGGAAAUCUCCAGGCUUUGGAUUUGUGUUGCGGGAGCAGUAAGAGAGGCGAGAGAUGAACAGGUGGGGAUACCAACAGACGGCCAUGGUGAGAGGUUGCGUUGUGGACGGCGUCGUUUGCCCCAAGCCUCGGAGGAUUGGCGCGCCUCUUCAACUGCACGAGCCUCUGAGACAAUCCCCGCGCUUGCUCUACAUCAAUCAACAACCCGAGGCAUGUGACGCAAAAGUGGGAAUGGAGCUUCUUGAUAUAAUUCGAAUGAAGGGGAGCUACACUUCAGAAAGGUCAGGCUUUCAGGUAGCCUCAUCCCCGCCCUUUUUUGCCGGGACACCACCAGGCCGGGUUUCAAACCCUGUUAUUCAUGAUGAAAAGUUUGGGAACAACAAUGGCUACUCUUCAUACCCUAUGCGUGAAACACCAUCAUCAUCUAAUCGCACUUGUGGAGGUUGUGUCGAGACCAAAUUUGGUUCCAAACCUGCUGUGAGGAUCGAAGGGUUCGACUGUCAUGGAGGCAGCAGGCUCUCUGCCAUAGCCUAGACAGAGAACCCAACUUCAAAGCUUGCUGCAUCUUCAGAGGUACGAAUGCCGCCAAUAACAAACUAAUUUCGAUAAAGAGAAACCAUUAGUUCCAUAGUGUACAUAUGUCAUGAUCUAAACAAGAAAAUUCUGAGCGUGUUCCCUCCCUGUGAGGCAGUCGAAUAUCUUCUGUGAAUAUAUGAUGAUGAGAUGUGAGGAUUAGUGUUUGUUCAAAUAAGAUAAACUCGCCCAUGGAAAAAGGGGAAAUAAUCCCUAUAUUGGGUUGUAGACAUUCGUCUCUGUUAUGUCGCUCCGAGUGUACAAUAUGAACACUUAUCGCGCGACUAUGUCAACUUCAUGAACCUUCACUGUAAAUGCCAGUAUUUGAUUGAACCUUUGAAACUUUAUUGUCUAUUCUCUUUA